UUGCAGAACAUGGAUCAUGGAAGAGCCUGGGGCUACCUGACCUUCAGAGGCAAAACUGAAGAAGAAGUGAGAGAGAUUGACAAAGCCAUGUACCAUGACUGGCGUGUGGUGCCCAAGCAUGAGGAGGAGGCCUUCAAGAAGUUCACCCCAGUGCCGGAGGAGACCAUUCAGUACGUUCCGUACCCACCUCUGCUCCGAGCCAUGAUCCUUGCGCAGUGGCAGAAAGAGGGAAAACCAACCACAGAGGAGCCAAUGAUUAAUCUGGAGAAGGUCAUCAGGGCCUCUUCCCUUCAGGCUGCAAAUAAAAAAUCUACAGGGACGCCAGUAUAA
Tauraco erythrolophus (red-crested turaco) is the source of this 330-nucleotide messenger RNA. Lineage: Eukaryota; Metazoa; Chordata; Aves; Musophagiformes; Musophagidae. The record is from RefSeq and is a predicted model, not a curated record.